UCUGCCAUCUAUGCGCGGCGCUGUUAACCAUUUAACAUUGGAAACAACAACAAAGCAGAAGGUCACACAAGAAACCUCGUGCGCGUACGAAAAAUGAUUUUGAAAGAUCUGUUAAAGCAACCGCCAGUUUCUAUUCUAAUUCAAGAUUCAUUCUAUGUUAAGGGAAGGCCACUGUUCCUCAGUUUGAUUCACAACUAUUCGAAAAAUGGGUAUUCUGUUCGUUACUUCAAAUAUGAUUCGCCAUUAUCGUCAGAGAAGAGCGAAAUGGAACAGCUCGAAUUUUCCUGGCAGACUUGUAUCUUUAAUGAAAACCAAGAUAGCUCUAGGACGGCAAUUGAAAGCUGUUGGAGUUCAGAUUUAGCCAAUAAUGGCAAACAUCUUGUGGUUGCAAUAGAUUCAUUAUCUCCCCUUCUUCUGAACUGGACAGUUGGGGAACUUGCGUCAGCCUUAAGGAAUCUCCAAAAAACAACAGCAGUAGCUGUGGUUGCACUCGUCCAUGGAGACGUCCACGAUAAAGAGACUGUUCAAGCACUAAACUAUAUUUUCCAUUGUCACCUAACUGUUCGGAAAGCACAGGGCCGUAACGUUUGCAGUGGUGUGUUGAGGAAAGGUAGCGGAAAGCUGGUCGACAGUGAUGAAUAUUACAGCAUUACAGACCAAUGGGAGGUGAAAGAUGUUGAAGAGGUUGUCGAACCUUCACCGAAUGUCGUAGUAGACUCUUUGCCAAAAAAUGCGGUACCAAAAUCAACUUUCAAGCUAGAUUUGAAUGCAAAAGAAGAAGAAGCCAGGAGUCAAGUUGUUUUACCUUACAUCAGGAAGCAGGCAAGCUCUGCAACAAGUGAAACUUCGAAAGGCCAAAUCAUUUACGAAGCUGAAGCACCAGAUUGGGAUGAUGAAGACCCUGACGAUGACUUAGAAAUCUGAUUAACGUUACAAUUAUCAACUCAAAUAAAACAGGUCCACUUGAAUUAAACCAGUGUAAUUACAUA
This is a messenger RNA of Daphnia magna, 989 nucleotides long. It is a transcript of the gene Elp5, whose product is annotated as elongator complex protein 5. Lineage: Eukaryota; Metazoa; Arthropoda; Branchiopoda; Diplostraca; Daphniidae. The transcript has 5 exons. The coding region runs from base 94 to 924 and encodes 276 amino acids. Gene Ontology annotation, molecular function: tRNA binding. The record is from RefSeq and is a predicted model, not a curated record. Gene Ontology annotation, biological process: tRNA wobble uridine modification. Gene Ontology annotation, cellular component: elongator holoenzyme complex; cytosol; nucleus.